Messenger RNA from Bombina bombina (fire-bellied toad), 915 nucleotides. Its product is annotated as olfactory receptor 11A1-like. The transcript has a single exon. The annotation marks the transcript as partial. The record is from RefSeq and is a predicted model, not a curated record. NCBI's taxonomy places the organism in Eukaryota, Metazoa, Chordata, Amphibia, Anura, Bombinatoridae. Gene Ontology annotation, molecular function: olfactory receptor activity; G protein-coupled receptor activity. Gene Ontology annotation, biological process: G protein-coupled receptor signaling pathway. Gene Ontology annotation, cellular component: membrane.
AUGUCUUUGGAAAAUAAAACAUUUGUUAUUGAUUUUCUCCUUGUGGGAUUUAAAGACCUUAAUUCAUUAAAGCUUUUUCUAUUCUUUUUAUUCUCAAUUAUUUAUAUUUUCACACUGUCUGGUAAUCUUCUGAUCAUUGUAUUGGUGUUAUCUAGCAGUCGACUUCAUUCUCCAAUGUACUUUUUUAUCACCAAUUUAUCUCUAUCGGAAGUUAUUUUUACAACAAACAUCAUCCCCAAUAUGUUAGAGAACUUGUUAAUGGGAGAUAAUAAAAUAUCAGUGCCUGGAUGCCUUACACAAUACUACAUCUUCAGCUCUACAGCCACAACAGAAUGUUUCCUACUUGCAAUUAUGUCUUAUGAUCGCUAUUUGGCUAUUUGCAACCCAUUACGUUAUGCAUCUUUCAUGGACCCUACAGUCUGUAACCAUCUGGUCAUUUGGGCGUGGCUAGUAGGUUUUUUUAUAUCAAUGAUAACCUUAAUUUUGCUAUGUGAGUUGUAUUAUUGUGGCCCUAAUGAAAUAGAUAAUUUCUUCUGUGACCUAACACCUCUUAUAGAGCUUGCUUGUUCAGAUACUCUAGUAGUUGAAAUUGAAUCCUUUUUAUUUGCUUCUGUAAUAACACUAUUACCCUUUGUUUUUAUCAUUAUAUCCUAUUCUCUUAUAAUUUACACCAUUAUGAAAAUUCCCUCUACCACAGGCAGAAAAAAAGCUUUCUCCACUUGCAGCUCACAUCUUGCGGUAGUAUGCACAUAUUAUGGAACUCUGAUCGCUCUGUAUGUAUCACCAUCAAAAAGAAAAACAUUUAAUUUGAGCAAAGUCUUAUCAUUGCUAUACACUAUAGUGACUCCUUUGCUAAACCCAAUAAUUUACAGUCUUAGAAAUAAAGAGAUAAAAAAAGAAAUAACAAAAAUUGUA